AUGCCGAGGAAAGGUAAGAACAAGCAGCGCGAGCCGUCCCCCGAAGUACAGUCGGAUGGGGGCAGCGACGAGGAGGACGAGCUGUUCACCGUCGAGGUGAUUACGAAGGCGCGCGUGGGCUUGCUUGGGGAUACGCACGACGCGUCGUGGGUGAGUUCGUCGGUCGCGUUGAUAUUAGGUUAUGCUGAAGCACGCGUGGAGGAGUACUUGGUCAAGUGGGCAGGAUACCCCGAGGAAGACAGCACAUGGGAACCGGAAGAGAACCUGCAAGGCUGCGAGCGCCUGCUGAAGAGCUUCUGGGGCCACAUCGGGCUCGACGACGAGGACUACCCCGUCGGGUACACCGUCUCCGCGACGAAGACGUGGAUCAAUAAGGAGAAGGCGCUGUUCGCGAAGACGCUCGGCGCCGGGGAGGAGAAGGAGAUGCGGAGGAAGGAGCGGGCGAGGGAGGAGGCGCGGAGGGCGAAGGCGGGGAGGAACGAGAAGGAGAGGAAGGGCGCCGAGGGCGGGGCGGCGAGUAAGAAGAAGGAGAGUCCGAAGAAACCUGGUCGGAAAGCUGCGAAGACGGAAACGGCGUCCCCGUUGUCUGAGCCGCCGAAGAAGAGCCAGGAGAGAGAAAAGGGAAAAGAUAAAGGGAAGGCGAAGGCGAAACAGGCAGAGAGCGAUCCUGAGGAUACACCCAGGCGGAAGAAAGCCAAGGACGAUGUCAAAGGGAAGGGGAAAGUAAAGGCUGUGCUACCUGAAAGUGACGAGUCCGAUUCGGACUCAGAGGACGACGUCCCGCUGGCCGCACCACCAACCAGGAAAGUGUCGACUGCGGUCAAGCGAAGAAUCGCGUCGCCGGAUAACGAGACGCCUGAAGUGGUAGAAAAAACGGCCCCCGCCCCGGCCGCUGCAGUGCAAGAGGGUCCACAAACGAAGAGGCCCCGGAUAUCUAUUGAUACAAAUGUGACGUCUGUGCCCGCCGCCGCUACGAGUGCCUCGCAGACUACCCCGGCGCGGAAGUCCCGCUCGCCCUCCUCCGACCGGGACUCCCUGUUUUCAGAGGAAGAAACUCCCGCAAAAGCCCCGCCCAAGAAACCCGCAGCCCCCGUCCCCGCGCACCGCGCCCCACCAAAGGUCAAGCUCAUCGACCUGCCCAGCCAGGGCGGCAGCGCGCUCGCGACGAAGCAGCGCAUCCUGCACAGCGGCGCCGCGGCCUCCCCGACGGGCCCGCCCCCGCCCCUGCCGAUUCCUGCCCAGCGCAGGGGCUCAGCGAACCUCGCGAAGCUGACGUUCAAGAAGACUGCCGGCGCCAAUGCUAAUGCCAAUGCCAGGGGCGGGAGCGCGACGCCUACGCCGGCAGAUUCCCCGGUGGUACCUGGUCCGGGCUGGGCGGCGUCGCCUCCUCAGGGCGGGCUCGCUGAUUUCGUGCAGUCGCCCGUGUCUAUGGAGCAGGCGUUCCCGUCUGUUGCCCCUUUGCAGACGGAGUCGUUCUUUACGCCUCCUGUACCAGGGCCGUCUCGAGUCCCGGCUGGGCCUCCUCCUGCGUCGGCUCCGGAGGUUGAUAGCUUCCUCGCGCAGAUAAUGCCGCCGGCACUGGCUGCACCUAUGGAUGAGGAUCGACCCAUGCCGAGUCCGAUAGCACCUCCACCGAUUCCUAUGAAGCCUGCGGCUUUUGGGAGGCAAGUCGUGUCCAUUAACGUGCGACCGUGUCCUCAGCCUGAUGUCUGCGCCAGGAUCCCCAAGAAGUGGAAAUGGUCCGGCGAGCUUCUCGUCGAGAAAGAACUCGACAAGGCUGAGCGGUUCUGCGAGGUCGCGCUGACGGACGCGACGGACCACCUGCCCGAUGGUCUGCGCCUUAGCAUCUGUUUCUCGUCCGUGGAGUCACUGCGGCUGAGGAGACUGCUGGACGUCGCGGACAUUGACGGCCUGCUGUCCGCGUGCGCGAGGCCUCAGCAGAUGGCGAAACUCGGGCCCCAGAGCGAGGCCGAUACGCCGCCAUUCCAGACUCUGAUGUCGUAUGCGCCUAUCGUCGUAAACAAUAUCGAACUGGGCAUACUGCUCGUAUAUCCCUCUGCUGAGUCUAAACUCGCCAACAUGUUCAAGGUACCUGAUGAUUUACGAGACAAUGUCUUCAUGACCGCCGUUCUCAUUCCUUGGCGACUCAAUUCGACGAGAUACGCAAAGUACAAGUGGCAAUCGCGAGGAAGUCUGCCGGUGGACUCGCCAAAGGUUGCUGUGGAAGGCAGGAUCCCUGGCGCGGUCCUCCAGGCUAUCUCCCUUUUGCACUUCCCGCAAUGGCUAUAUGACCACAUGCGGAUGCCAAACAGACCGUAUUGCGUAUGGAACACAAGUGACGGCACGCCAGCGGCCCCUGGCGUGGAGACUGCUGCUCUCCGAACGAUCCUGAGACACUGCAAUGCCCCCGACGCGGGCCACAAAGCCGACGUGCGCGUCGUCUUCGUCCACGUCGGGUCUUUGCGGACGCUCCACAAGCUCCCUGCUUUGGUAGAGCGGAGGUGUAAACGACCAGAGAUACAGUUCGUCACUUACGGUACUCAUGAAAGUGCCCCGAUUAAGCGGUGGGGAGUGCGCGAGAUCUUCCCUCUAGGUGGUAUUGUCACUUUCACUCCGAGCUCCAUAGUCGAUACGCCGCUUGCCGUUUUCAAGUUGAUCUCUCAAAUCGCUGAGCACCCUUUGUGGCAAUGUUAUGUGACUCCAGCAGUGCUGGCUGCAGUCGUGCGAGAGGUGUACAAGGAUCAGAGAAGUCCCAAUCAGGCCCUCAGGGGAGACGACCCCCUAUAUAGUCAGAUUCUGACUUUCGUCGAAGAGGGCCAGUUAUCCCUGAUACAAGCACCUCCGCUGAAUCGCAGUCUUACCCAAGGCAAAGAUCCGAUCAACGACUGGAUUUCGCUCCAAACCGUGCUGAUGCGGCUGAAUAGCCAAGAACUCGGGGAAGAAUGCAUGAAGAUCUUUCGAAGUGAAUAUGCCAAUGUCCCCGAGGCUGAACUCGCUCCGGCUCUGUUACAUAAUAUUUCGAAGGGGUUGGCAUGGAUGCAAGCUCAGCCAGCUUGCAUGGACGAGUUCCGGCGGUUUGUAGUGAUUACAGGGCCACAGGAUAAGCAUAUCAACUGGGACAGAGACGGCUUUGAAUGGCUUCCGGUAACGAGAUUCGACUUCAAGGAUGACUUUUUCCGCGACUCCAAGUAA
This is a messenger RNA of Gloeophyllum trabeum ATCC 11539, 3192 nucleotides long. RefSeq lists its product as uncharacterized. The record is from RefSeq and is a predicted model, not a curated record. Gene Ontology annotation, biological process: chromatin organization; negative regulation of transcription by RNA polymerase II. Gene Ontology annotation, molecular function: chromatin binding. Gene Ontology annotation, cellular component: pericentric heterochromatin. The transcript has 17 exons. Lineage: Eukaryota; Fungi; Basidiomycota; Agaricomycetes; Gloeophyllales; Gloeophyllaceae. Bases 1 to 3192 code for a protein of 1063 amino acids.